UUCAAACAGUUUGCAUUUAUGUGUUUGCCUCUCGGAGAAAAGUGGAUAAACAGGUUUAGUAUGUGUAUGCCUGUGUAUGCAUAGGAACAACUAAAAGCCACUAAAAGAGAAGUGAAGAAUUCAGUGAAGUGAAGAGUCAACAUAUCACCAUGCAGAGCCUGGCGUCUAAAGGCCGCACACUGUCAGAAGAGCAGUUCUCAUGUUCCAUUUGUCUAGAGGUGUUUGUGGAACCUGUCUCAACACCAUGUGGACAUAGUUUCUGCAUGGCUUGCCUGCAGGGCUACUGGAAUCACAGCAACAAGCUUCUGUGCCCCAUGUGCAAGAAGACCUUCUCCAAAAAGCCUGAGUUAUGUGUUAACCGUGUUCUUGCUGAGAUCGCCGAGCAGUUCCAGGGCCUUUCUGUUGCUCAAGUAGCGGGUGCUGAAGGGGUGGCCUCGCCAAGACCUGAAAAAAAAGACGAGGACAGCGGUGAGUUCGCCAAACCUGGUGAUGUGCCCUGCGAUGCCUGCAUUGGGAGAAAGCUGAAGGCCCUGAAGUCUUGUCUAAGUUGCCCGGGGUCCUUCUGCGAAGCCCACCUGCGGCAUCACAAAAAAGUCAAGGCCAUGACCAAGCACAAACUGGUGGAACCCAUCCACCACCUACAGGAGAAGGUGUGUAAAAAGCAUGAGCGCCUCUUGGAUGCCUACUGUCGCAAGGAGCAUGUGUGUGUGUGCCGCGAGUGUGCUGAGGUUGCGCAUAAGACACACAAUAUAAUCUCAGUGGAGCGUGAAUAUAAGAAGCUAUCGAGUCAACUGGGGAUGAGACGAUCUGAGCUGAAACAUCUGAUUAAAGAGAGAGUAAAGAAACUAGAAGAGGUCAAGCAGUCCAUUGCAGUUAUCAAAUCGAGCAGUCAGCGGGAGAUCGAGGAGAGCUGGGCUGUGUAUGCUGAGCUGCAGAGGCUGCUAGAGCAGAGUCAAGCCCAGCUGGUGGAGCACAUCACAUUCCGGCAGAAGCUGGCUGAGGAGCAGGCACGAGAUUUGGCCAGCCGUCUGGAGCAUGAACUUAACAUGCUCAAAAACAGGAGUUACGACCUAGACAUCCUCUCAAAUACCCAGGACAAAGUGCUUUUCCUCCAGCUUUUGCCCACUCUCCCUCCGCCACCCGAACCGACUGACUGGACAGGUGUGUCUGUGAACACUGACUUGUACCUGGGAACUAUCAGGAAGUCUGUCUCUGCACUCAUUGAGAAGUUUCAGGAAGAGUUGAAGCACCUCUAUGGGAAAGAGCUGAGAAAGAUGCAGAAUUAUGCAAGCGAGGUGCUUAUGGACCCAUCCACAGCACAGCGAAACCUGGUUGUCUCCGAGGAUGGGCAGCAGGUUCAUUAUGAAGAGGGCCGUAAAGCCGGAUCCCAGUCGGACAACCCACGUCGCUUCAGCCCAGCUCUGUUUGUUCUUGCUCGUGAAGGCCUCUCCUCCGGCAGGCACUACUGGGAAGUGGAUUUGGGACGGAAAACAGCAUGGACCCUAGGAGUGGCAAAGGCAUCUGCUCGUCGCAAAGGAGACCUUCGCCUCAAUCCUGAAGGUGGCUUCUGGUGCUUAUGGCUGAAAAACAACGAGGUGAGAGCUCUGGCCUCCAGCAGGAUUCCCCUCCAGCUGCCCACACUGCCACAGAAGGUGGGUGUCUACCUGGACCAUGAGGGAGGACAGGUGUCCUUCUAUGAUGUGAAGACACAGUCUCACCUCUACACAUUCAUGGACACAUUUGGUGAGAGUGUGUACCCCAUCUUCAGCCCAUGUGCCAAUCAAGAGGGAACGAAUGCAGGAGCACUGUCCAUCACAUCUGUGAAACACAGCUAAAGCAGCAUUGUUGUUUGUUAAAUAUGUUUAAAAACCUGCCUUAUUCUCAUAUAUAGUUCUAAAAAAAAAUCAUUGUUGGAUUAGGGAAAAUUAAAUUCUAUAUAAACAUCCAUGGAUGGAUAAACAUUAUAGGAUAAUACUACAUGAUAAUGUACUUUGAUUAA
Messenger RNA from Ictalurus punctatus (channel catfish), 1999 nucleotides. It is a transcript of the gene btr12, whose product is annotated as bloodthirsty-related gene family, member 12. The transcript has 7 exons. Bases 150 to 1835 code for a protein of 561 amino acids. NCBI's taxonomy places the organism in Eukaryota, Metazoa, Chordata, Actinopteri, Siluriformes, Ictaluridae. The record is from RefSeq and is a predicted model, not a curated record. Gene Ontology annotation, molecular function: zinc ion binding; protein binding.